AGUCUUGCCCCGUGUAGCCUCUAGAAAGUUGAGAAUUCGUCGGGGAAUUCGUAUUUUUACAUGUAUAGAAUAUGAAAUAGCAAGGUGUAAUUAGUUUGUAUUCAAUUCCACAUGCAACCUCAAACAGACAACAGCAAUGCCCGGGCAGCAAUGCAAACAGAGAUCAGUGGUGCGGUCCGUACUGGAGUUGGACCGGACUUCGAAGCGACAACUCGAACUCCACGUUUAUUGUUUGACGAAUGAAUGAACACGUAUCACCAAGACCAAGAUUCGAUUGUCCAGUGAUUUCUCUGCCCUCUGCCAGCCUUUGGAGAUGCACAGACUACUUCUCAAAGCCUUGUAUUUCUUCAUCACAUGUACUUUUCAUAAUAUUUAAAGAAAAAAGACACGAAGAAAGUGCUGCUUAGUGUCUAUAAUUUCUCACAAAACGCAGCUUUUACCACUUUUAUGUUAUCGUGUUUACCGAAUUGCAAGAACUCUGCGAUGUCUUACGUAGACAGUUCUGACGAGUCGUUCGACUACCUCUUCAAAAUAGUCCUUAUCGGUGACGCAGGAGUAGGAAAAACAUGUGUAGUCCAACGAUUCAAGUCUGGAACAUUUUUAGAGAAACAGCAUAGCACGAUUGGAGUUGAUUUUACAAUGAAAACCCUAAAUAUUGAUGGCAAGAAAGUGAAGCUUCAAGUGUGGGAUACUGCUGGACAGGAACGAUUCCGUACAAUAACACAGAGCUACUACCGAAGUGCAAAUGGGGUCAUCAUCGCCUAUGACAUCACAAAGAAAGAGACAUUCUGCAAUGUACCUCGGUGGAUAGAAGAUGUCCAAAAAUAUGCUGGAGGCAGUGUUAUCUGUAUAUUGUUAGGCAAUAAGAAAGACUUGGAGCAUAUAAGAGAAGUAGACUAUGAGGAUGCCAAGGCUUUGGCCACCCAUCAUGGUAUGCUGGGAUGUAUAGAAGUCUCUGCUAAGGACUCCACCAACAUUGAUGAAACCUUUGGGAAACUGGGCCAGGAACUCAAACGUCGUCAUGGCGGAGAAUCCUCCCUAGCAACAGGGGAAACCAGUAAGCUUUCUCUCAACACAAGACGAGUGGAUGGAUGGAAUUGUUGUGGAUAGCAGCGUUCUACCUCUCUCCUUUUUUAGAUUAGAAAGAACACACUCCGUUGCCUAGUCCAAGGCACUUCUUUCUAAAUUUUUGUACAUUGAUUAAAAAGAAAUAUAUAUAUAUUUAAUGAUUAUUUUAUUGAAUUUUUUGUCCAUGUUACUUUGACCUGUGUAUGGUUCAUGCUAUCCCUAUGCCCUAGAUGAGGUUAGUAGAAAUGUGUGAAUUGUUCAACAGUUUUCACAAAUUGAUGCAGUCUUUGUUGAAUGUCAACUGUUUUUCCUAUGAAAUUGUUUUGCACUUCUUAACAAGAAGUGUAACAUUUAGAAUUAUGUUGUAAUAGUGCUUCCAAAUCAUGAUCAGACUCUCUUCAAACAGUAAUAUCAGGUCAACAUAAAGUGAGCGUGUGUGAGAGAGAGCAUGAAAGAGAAUCAGUGAUUGCUUGCAUCUACUCAAAAUAGUUGAGGUGAUUCAUUGUUAUCCAAAAUCAAUUUCUUGAAAACUGUAGACCAAUCAAAUUCUCAGAAAAUUGACAAAUUGAUUUUAACUGUGAGUAAGUCACUACCUUUGACCAUUCUUCCAAAGAGUUGUGAUGGAUUUAAAUCAAAAUCCAACUGAGAUUAGUCUCAAAAUUGAAUUUGAUUUGCAUCUAUCCCAACCCUUUGUAAGCUCGGGCCAUGGUAUAAAUUAUUCAAAUUUUUGGCAAAGAAUUGAAAUGCAUCAAAAUUACCCCAACUACUGAUACCAGUUUCAAGAGUUGAAAACUACAUCUUGCAAUAAGUAUCUUGAGGUCAAAAUUACUCAAGUUUCAAUUUAGUAUUCGUACUCUCACAGGGUAGGCAAUUGUUGAUUUUAUUCUUGAGAUUGGAAUUAUAGGGAAACUAAUAUUGAAAAUUUGAGAUUCAUUCGCACCUCAUACUUCCUAGCCAAUGAUUUGUGUCCUGGUCAUCAUUUAAUGUAAAUGAUUAUAGCUACACAUAUUGCAUGUCAAGCAAGAGCUUGACUUUACAAAAUGUAUUAUUUCACUUUUGCUGAAAUUGCUUGACAGGGUAACCACAAUGAAUUCAUUAAGUGUCACUGGUAGUUGAAACUUGGUUGCUAUUGAGGUGCCAAAAAUAGACUGAAAUGUAAUGUUGUUUUGGUUAUUGCUUCAUAUACAUGACUGACUGAUUUUAAUGAGCAAAAGUUUCUUCAGCAUCUAGUACCAUUUAAAAUUUGAUCACUAUUAUAGAUCAAUAUCUUAGGAACAUUAUUUACUUUUAUGUCAGACAAUAGAAUAGGACAGAUUUGUAUGAUGCUCUCUUUCAUACUCUUUUGUCACUAAAAGAGAGAUAUAAAUCAUUUUGAAAUAUGAAUUUGGAUAAUAAUUCAGUGAAAUAAACUCCGGAUGGUGUUUCAUAAAACUGUUUUCUGCACAACUUUACAUGACUCUUAACCUUUUUUCUUGUGCUAAAUAAAAUAUUCAUGUUUUUCUGUUUUGACAUUUUGAGGGUGCAUUUCGUAUAGUCCAGUCCAGAUCAUUGAGUAUUUGUUACAACACAUUUUCCUCCUAAUAAAGCAAUUUACGAUUACUCUACUAGAUACAGUUUACAUGUUGGAGACUGAUAACAUUUCAAAAGAGACAGAGUAAGCAAUAAAAAUAGGGAUAAUUCUAAUCAAAUUUUGAAAAAUUUAUGUAAAUUAUUGAAUGUGAUGCCACAUCUAAGAACAGAUCAACAGUCGUGUGUAUAGUCAUGCAUAACUUUCUAAACAGCUAUAAGAAACAUAUUCCAGAAACACUGCUUUUGUUGAAACUCAAGAUUUUUUUUUAAAUGAAUGUUACAAUUGUAUAUUUGUGUAAUUUCCUCUAGUUGCUAAAUUGUGAUUGAUAUUGAUAGUUUGCAUAAUUAUUCCUUUUUAUUUUGCCUUCAUUGCAUUCACUGAUCUGUGCUAAUUGAAAACAAACUUAUUCUCUUCAUGUAAAUCGUAGUUAAAAGACAUGUUUUAAAAAUGUUUGGCAGUGUCAACAUGUAAGAAAUGGCUUGUUAAUCAUAUUAAUGGUAUAAUAUACUGAAUAUAGUCAUAUGAGCCAGAAUCUAUUUAUAGUUGAUUAAUCAUGUUCUAUUGUUUGCGUGUGCUAACAUUUGUAUCAUUUUAUCAUUCCCAUUUGUAAAAGGAAGUUUAUGUAUACAAUUUUAAUGAUUGAUUAAUUUUGUAGUACUUAAUUGUUAGUGAUUCAUGAAAAUGUUUUACAUUGACCAUCUUCACAUAUCUAAUUAUCUUUAGGAUAUUGCUUGCCAAGAGUUUGGUUCAUGACAGGGUUUUAUUUUUACAUGUAAGCCUACCCAACAUUUUUAAUAAAAUAUAUAAUGAUUUCAAAAUUUCAAACAUUACUGAUGGAUUAAAUACUUUUUCUUUCUCCUCAAAGCUCCAUUUAUUUUCUUAGGAGUUAUUUGUGGUCUAUAACUAUAAAUGGCAAGUAAUUUAAAUUUAGAUUAGUUGUUGUUGUUGAGUGUCCCAGCUGACUAAAACUUUGUAAUAUUAUUGCUCAGAUUGUUAGGGCAACUCCUGUCAAGGAUCUAUGAGAUUACUCACUUCUACAAAGUAUGAUACACUUGAUCAGGAUCCCUUAUAAUGGAACCUUGUUAUCCAGGUACAAACCUUUGAGAAUUACAGAAUUCUGGAGUUGACAGGGAACUUGCAGUACAAACCUGUUAAAAAACCCCAGCCAUUUAGUAUGAUUUUAUAAUUAUUCACUGGUUUUGAACAAGGUUGCACCAUAUACAGGUUGAUGAUAGAGAUACCAGAUAGAUCUCCAUGAUUUGAUAGUGAUGGGAUUUGGUAGUGUACAGUUGAAUUUCCAUUUGCUUAGAGAUGAAACCAUUAGAAAUGAACUUAAGUUGAAGAUGGACUUCCCUAAAACCAAAUAUAGAAAUAAAACUGGUAGAUUCAUAGCAAUAGUUGAGUAGCUUCUUUAUUCUACCUUGAUUGAACAUUUCAGCAUGUUGCCUUCUCUCGAUAUUGUGACAUUUUCUUGGUAAAUUUUCCUUGCUCAGGUAUUCAAUAUUGUGAUUGUACAGAUGUUGAUUGGUUCAUCUUGUGAUUUAUCAUUUGUGAGUAAAUAAUUUCAAGUUCUGUACUGUUUUAUGCUUUAUUGUAAAACCCUUUUAUGGCAGCAGUCUUGAGGUUUGUGGUUUACAGGUAAUAAUUUUCCUGGUAUCGCAUCGCAAUUUACUCCACAUUUUUGAAACUACCUUCUGUCAUGCAAGGGUUGUAAUAUACAAUUCAACCUUUGUAUUAAAAAUCUACUAAGCUGUGCCAUUAAAUGAUAGAAUUUUUUUUCAAGAAAGUUAGCAGAGUGCAGAAUGCAUAAUCCAGUGGCAAUGUAUGAGUUUAUUGUAAUUUUGAAACAUAAUAAUUUGUCUUCACUUCUGUUCAUGACAAGUUAUCCAUUAUAUACUGUAACUUUAAUUAAUUUGUGUGAGGAUCAAGACAUCUCUUUUUUUUAAAUCUUCACAUGUAUUUUGCUUUUACUUCUUAUACGUCUCAGAAAAUGUGGAUUUCAUAUCACGUAUUGAUUUUUUUUUUAUAUUGAACUUUUAAUGAAUAGAUGAGUAGACAAGUCUAGAAUGUGGAAGUAUGUGACAAUUCUUACAGUCUACCAGCUAUUUAUAUGAUGCAAUUAUGUUUAACAGUGAUAUUCCAACAUGCUUUACUGAGAUCUUUUUGAUUUGGCGAACAAUGGUACAAAAUUACAUAAGUUUGAAGUGAAGUGAUAAACCCAGUUUAAACCUGAUGUAAAUAUUUUCCUAAUAUUGAACACAAUAUGAUAGUUUGAAUUGGUGAUUUAUUUAAUAGCAAAUUUAUUGCUAUCAUACAUGUAUCAUUUCCUCCAAGUAAUGAAGCUCAUGAAUAAAUCAUGAGCUUUCUUACUCAUUUUAAACUCGCCUUUGCUAUAACAAAAAAAAGUCAUCUGAAUGUCUAUUCCGCAUUGUUGUAAAUGUGAUGUGUGACAUUUGCUCGUAUACAGUUAUUUCAAAGGUUAUGAAAAAUAAUAUUGUGUGAAAAUCUGAUGUAGAUAAUAAGGCUGAAUACUUGAAUCUGUAUAAUGUGUACAGUCUUGCCAGUAAAUAGUUGAUAUUCUAUGAUUCAGGUGGGCAUUACAGGUUUUUGCAGUUUUUUUCUCAAAUGAUAUCUUAAGUCAAAAGCAGUGAUAUGAUAUUUAUUAAAAGUAACAUGUUUCAAAGUGGAACAAACUGUGGAAAAUGGAGACAAAGCAUUGAAAAAAAAUCCUCUGAUGUUGGUCUUUACUUUGGAUAUAAUUACUUUCCAUAGGUCAACUUAUCCUUUUUUCCUAUGGAUUCAUCUCUUGUAAAAUGAAUUGGGUUUUGAAGUUCAGACGCAUAUUGUGUUGUCAGUACUAUGUACAUGUAGUAUGGCAGAAUGUUGAUGUAGAUUCAUUUAUACAUGUAAAGACAUAAACUUGAAUUAAACCAAGGCUACUGAAACGUUUGUGUUAUAGAUAAAAAAAACAAAAACAGGCUACUGAAAUGCUUGUUAUAGAUUUAAAAAAAAACAGAUACAAAAAGCACAACUACAUUGCAUGUUAGAUUUUGUCUUCCAGUUUUAUAGGCUUUUACAUAUGAAUGAAAACACACACACACAAAAUGUUUGUCAUCAUACCCUGUUAUAAGAGAAUGUGUAAGAAUCUGUAAUGUAUUCUAUGCCACAAUUAUUCUAGAUUGUGUUUCUGUCAUUGUUUAUACAUGUAUUUUGGUAUUUCAACAUUUAUUCUUAUUUUGCAUUCUAAACAAAAUGUAUCUGGUAUAUGUGUAGUAACGCUUUUAAAGUAUUUACUUCAUUGUAAACACCACAAGGCCCGUAUUCUGAUAGCAGGUUUAGCUUAAACCCAGGUUUAAAGUUGUGGUUUAAGUAUGGAUAGCCAAUUGUUACAUAAAUCACUAACAGUAGAGAUAUCAUACUUCAGCUCAUUUAGCUCUCAAAUCAUUCAGAAUUGUCUAGGAAGUAUAAAUAGAUAAUUGUCUUCACCAUCGAUGAAUCAGGAAAGAGCAAAGUAAACAUAAGAAACAUACAACUUAAUAAAAAAUUUGAUACUUUUGGCUUCCCAUACUUAAACCACAACUUUAAACCUGAGUUUAAGUUAAACUUGCUAUCAGAAUACAGGCCCAAGUGUGAAUACUUAAAUUCAUUCAUACUUCUAUAAUUUUUUUCCCCGAGGGGGGGGGGGGGUGUUUUCACCUAGCUAUUACAGGGCUAUCAACUAGUGUUGUCAGCUGGUCUGAGAUUAGAAUUAAAUCCUGGCUGUCUUAGCUCCAGAACAAAAUUUAUGGUAUCAGUUUUGUGAGAACUUACUUUAGCAGAAAAAGUAUAAACUUCAUUUAGCUCUAAUUAUUUUAUAGAAAUCGAAAUUCAGCCUUGUAAUGAAUGGGACAAAAUUUCUUAUAUUUUUCUUCUUGUAAUGAUCAACUCAAAUCAUUUAGUACACAAGUCUUACUGUGCGAAUUAUUUUAUUAACUAUGGUAAAUUGACAUCAGUGGCAGAGAUGCCAACCUAAAGGGAUGGUUGUCUAGGAA
Molecule: messenger RNA, 6669 nt
Organism: Lytechinus pictus (painted urchin)
Lineage: Eukaryota; Metazoa; Echinodermata; Echinoidea; Temnopleuroida; Toxopneustidae
Product: ras-related protein Rab-43-like
Exons: 3
Coding region: 448-1110 (220 amino acids)
Biological process (GO): vesicle-mediated transport
Cellular component (GO): Golgi cisterna; trans-Golgi network
Molecular function (GO): GTP binding; GTPase activity
Source: RefSeq, a predicted model, not a curated record